Molecule: messenger RNA, 1308 nt
Organism: Dioszegia hungarica
Lineage: Eukaryota; Fungi; Basidiomycota; Tremellomycetes; Tremellales; Bulleribasidiaceae
Product: TLD-domain-containing protein
Exons: 5
Coding region: 1-1308 (435 amino acids)
Biological process (GO): response to oxidative stress
Cellular component (GO): nucleus
Source: RefSeq, a predicted model, not a curated record
AUGCAGCAUCAACGCCGGACCUCUGAUUUCGGCGGAUUCGUCUCUGCCGCCCCCUCCAGCUCCUCCACGCGGCAAUCCCCUACCCAUUUUCGGCGGCAACGCGAGCCAAUACUACAGACGGGAGACCUCCUCGGAUCAUUCGACGACGAUGAGUGGACAGAAUUCUCCAAGACCUCUAUGACGCCCCACCGGGUCGUGCAACCACGGAAUGAUCCCAACUCGCUUAUAGAUCUGGACGACAUCUCGUCGGGUCAGCCUGCGGUCAUACACCUGCCGCCUCGCCCGGACGAGAUGUCAGAGGACUACAUUCACCCCACACGUUCCCCUCGGCGCUCAUCACAGCCUCACCUCAUUCCCGGACCGAGCUCCCCUCCUCACAUUCCCCACUCCCGCGACUUCUUCUCCGGCAAGAAGCACGAUAUGCGUACGGCGCCCGCGUCCUACAGUACGGAAGCGGGACCGUCGAGGCUGGCGAGCAUGCUCUCGUCGCCUAUCUCGGCGAAGGCAGCGGCUAACAAGUGGCGCCGCUCAGUCGACCGGUACGCGGAUGAACCUUCGGUCGGGGACUUUGACGACUGGCCGUCACUUGUCACGCAUGACAAUCCCUUCGCCCCGCCCGAGCAUCCACAUAUCCACCUUCCACCAUCCGGCGCGCCGGGCUUCAUACAUACCCCAGGGCCAAAGAUCACCCAUCGGAGCGAAGAUCUGCCUCCUUCAUUGUACCUGCAGGGCAGGCGGGUGGGAACAAUACCGGUACUAGACGAGCCUACCGCGAUAUCACUUCAACGCCACCUUCCCGCCCGACAACGACUCUCCAAAACUUGGUCUCUGAUCUUCUCAUUAGACCAACACGGCGCCUCCCUCUCAUCACUAUACCGCCACGCCGACAACGCGUCUUCAAAAGCUCAAGGUUACGGCUGUGUCCUCAUCAUGCUCGAUGGAGAUGGCCGGAGGUUUGGCGCAUUCAUAAACGAAAACAUUGUUAGGCGCGAAGGGGCAUACUACGGUUCGGGCGAAUCCUUCCUCUUCAGAAUACCCAACACAGGCCCGCCUGGCAGCCCACCGGCGGUUUUCAGAUGGACAGGGAAGAAUCAGUAUUUCUCGCUGUGCGAGGGUGCUUUUGUCUCCUUUGGCGGAGGAUCUGGAACGUAUGGCUUGAUCUUUGACUCGACGUUCUCGAAAUGCUCGUCCGCGACCUGUCCGACGUUUGACAAUGAGGUGCUCUGCAGUGCGGAACCACUACAUUCGGACAAGGCGACGUAUUUCGAUUGUGUGGGUCUAGAGGUGUGGGCCACUAUGCCGCUGUGA